Molecule: messenger RNA, 120 nt
Organism: Cylicostephanus goldi
Lineage: Eukaryota; Metazoa; Nematoda; Chromadorea; Rhabditida; Strongylidae
Source: the annotation of a GenBank genome assembly
AUGGCACUAAAAUACCAUCCGGAUAAAAACCCCGAAGGUGGAGAGCAGUUCAAGUUGAUAUCACAGGUGAGGAUAAUUUGGUUCGUUAAAAACAGUGGACAGUCUAAUUCCCUGAUGUAG